Molecule: messenger RNA, 1868 nt
Organism: Chlamydomonas reinhardtii
Lineage: Eukaryota; Viridiplantae; Chlorophyta; Chlorophyceae; Chlamydomonadales; Chlamydomonadaceae
Exons: 12
Coding region: 158-1411 (417 amino acids)
Biological process (GO): DNA alkylation repair; regulation of DNA-templated transcription
Cellular component (GO): nucleus
Molecular function (GO): RNA binding
Source: RefSeq, a predicted model, not a curated record
GUCAAACUUGUCGAUCUAGUGUAACAGUGACGCUUGGCAAACUUGAGAAUUGGAUCGACAGGUGUGCCAGGACGCGCUCGCAAGAAGGAUUUGCAAAUAAAGCCAGUAUAACAUACUGUAGUAAUUUCUAUGCGAUUGUAACCGCAUAUGUAAACAAAUGACGGGGCCAGACGUUUUGCAUCCGCCUCUGGUCCAUGUCGGGGGGCGAAACUACCGCGUGCAGGGCACUGCCGCUUCAACCUUUUCUCACUUGCCAGAGCGUGGAGAGCAUGCAGCGGGGCGACCAGCAGCGCCAAGGCAUUAUGACGAUGACGAUGAGGAGGACUUUAACGCGGCGUCGUCCGGCGGAGCCGAGCCAUCCAUUGACGAGUCUCUAAUAACUCAGGACCAGAGCGGGCAGUUCCAGGCGCGGCUGUCCUGCGAUCCGGAGGUUUACCCCAUGCUCAUCGGCAAGGAGGGCGCUAAAAAGAAGCGGCUGGAGGCGGAGACCGGCGCCACGUUGAUUAUACCGCGCAAGACGGCGGCGGGUCCGCAGGGCGGCGGCGGCGGUGGCGACGUGACCAUCCGCGGCCCCAGCAAGGCGGUGGUGGCGUCCGGCUACCUGCGGACCGAGCUGGCCAUGGCGGAAGCGGUGGCGGGCAGGCUGUUGGACUACAACUACUUCCUGUCGUUGCCGCUCGCCACGCCCGCCACCGUACGGCAGUUCGAGGCGUUCAGGAAGGGCGUGCUGGGGGACCCCAAGGUGUGUCCCCCCGGCUGCGGCCUGGAGCCCUCCGUGUUUAUGGCCCCGCAGCAACUGCACCUCACGUUGGUCAUGCUCAAGCUCUACAGCGACCAGAAGAGGCACGCCGCACAGCAGGCUCUCGACCGGCUGCGGCCACGUGUGGGGGCACUGCUGGCGGGGCAGCCGCUCAAGGUGCACCUGCAGGGCCUGGAGUACAUGAACGACGACCCCUCGGCCAUGCACGUGCUAUACCUCAAGGUGGCGGACAUGGGCCCGGGCGGCCGGCUGGAGGCGCUGUGUGACAUGGUGGUGGAGGAGUUUGGUCGGGCGGGGCUGCUACUGCCGCAGGACGACCGCAAAGUAAAGCUCCACGCCACCAUCAUCAACACCCGGUAUCGCAAGCGCGGCGCGGAGCAGCAGCAGGGCGGCGGCGGCGGCGGCUCCUCCUCCCAGCAGCAGCGGCCGCAGCAGGGCGGGCGCCCGUCGGACCGGCAGCCGUUUGACGGGCGGGCGCUGCUUGAGCAGCACGGGCGGCUGGACCUGGGCAUCCACACACUGCAGGCUGUGCACCUGUCCCAGCGAGGCGCCUACGGCGAGGACGGCUACUACCGCUGUGUGCGCCAGCUGCCGCUGCAGCCGCUGCAGGCGGAGGCGGAGGCGGGGGCGGGGGCGGGCGCGGACGAGUGACUGAGGAGGCUGGUGUCGAGGACCUGCGAGCGAGGACCGGUACCGUGCAAGACUGGCCCUCAGCCGCCACUGCUGGUACCGCACGGACUGGUAUCUUCGCUGUCGCUGCGAGCUAUGAUGGUGCUGCAGGUGGUAGCGGCGACAGGUAGGGGCGACAAUAUGCCCGGAUGCAAGUUUCUGCGGGAAAUUCGACUGGCGCCAGGACGCAGCAAAUGCGUCGCUUUUGUUGAAUUCCUGUAAUCGCAACGGCAAGGGCUGCUUUACCGCGCAGUGCGUGCGCUUGCAGUUCCCAAGUUUCCCGCCCGACGUUUUGACUUCUUAAACUAUUCUACCUGGGCGAACAGACCAUAACUUUGUCCGUCGCCGAUUUCUAGACACCGCGCCGAACAGCGACUGUGAUAAUCGGGGCUGCGAGUCACAUUCGGCCAAGCAGCACGGCCCGAAUUCAUAAAUGCAA